AUGUCCUGCUACGACAUGUGCACCCCCAAAACCAGCGUGGCUGUGCCCCAGCCCAUCGCUGAGAGCUGCAACGAGCUGUGUGCCCGCCAGUGCCCCGACUCCUCGGCCUUGAUCCAGCCGCCCCCCGUGGUGGUCACCUUCCCCGGCCCCAUCCUCACCUCCUUCCCCCAGCAAGCCGUGGUGGGCUCCUCCGGAGCACCGGCCUUUGGCGGCUCCCUGGGGCUGGGCGGCCUCUACGGCGCCGGCGCCACCCAGACCUCGGCUGGCCUCUGCACCUUUGGCAGAGCCUGCGCUGCUCCCGCCUACAGCCCUUGCGCCCUGCCCCGCUACAGCAAGAAGCUCUGGGACACCUGCGGGCCCUGCUAGAGCCACCACAGCCCAGCCCAAACGCGUGCGGCCGCCUCAGCCCAGCAUGGAGAAGUUGAGCUCUGCACAAGCUGCCCUGGCC
Molecule: messenger RNA, 448 nt
Organism: Oenanthe melanoleuca
Lineage: Eukaryota; Metazoa; Chordata; Aves; Passeriformes; Muscicapidae
Product: scale keratin-like
Exons: 1
Coding region: 1-366 (121 amino acids)
Cellular component (GO): intermediate filament
Molecular function (GO): structural constituent of cytoskeleton
Source: RefSeq, a predicted model, not a curated record